This is a messenger RNA of Paramecium tetraurelia, 1508 nucleotides long. RefSeq lists its product as uncharacterized. The record is from RefSeq and is a predicted model, not a curated record. The transcript has 7 exons. Gene Ontology annotation, molecular function: protein binding. Lineage: Eukaryota; Ciliophora; Oligohymenophorea; Peniculida; Parameciidae.
AUGAGUUACCAACUUCAACCAAAGCCUCUCCAAUUAUAUUAUUAUUUGCCUUACAUUCAUCAACUAGCUAUACCGAUGGUCCCUCAAUACCCAAUCUGCAAUUUUCCUUAAUAAAUGAGUUCAAUUUAUUACCCAGCAGUUCCAGGAACUUCCUAAGAUAAUUGUAUUGUAAUCGAAGAUGAUAAUAUGUAGCCCCCACUGAACUAAAUUCACUCUAUGAUGAUACAAACAUAUACCAAUAGAGAAUCGAUCGUUCUCCAAGAUUAGGCGAUGCAACAGGAACAACCAGUAGAAAAAAUAACUCCUCAAACCAACAAUUUGAAUGAGAAUGAUCCUCACAUCCGAAUUACUGUCUAUAAAUAACAUUCAAGUUAAACUGACUCAGAAUUUAUACUUUAAAAUGAUAGGUAUUAAAUGAGAUUAACACUUAGGAUUUUGGGAUCCCAAUACAAAAAAGAAAUAAUUAUUGGUAGAAAAAGGCAGUAAGAAGACAAACAAGACACUUGUGAUAUCUAUUUACCACAUGGUGACAAGAAUGUUGAAAAAGUUCACUGCAAAAUUUUAACUGAUAAAGGCUUCACCUUCUCAAACACUCUCACUCAACCUCUCAUACUAUUCUUUUCUCUUUUUAGGAAUAAUCCACAUGCAUCAAAACUACCUUUUUAAGUUAUUAAGCAUAUUUAUUCUUUUAUCAAAAAUAAACCUUAAUUUUAUAUCAGUGACAACAGUACCAGAAGUGGUACUUUUAUGAAAAUAAAGAAGGACAAACUUAGAAGCAUCGAAUAAGACAAUACUUAUUUGAUAGGUGCAGACACUUUUUUCCACGUUUUGGAGUUGAAAUCAAAACCUAAACAAAACAAAGCUAAGAAGGUGAAAGAACAAAGUUAUUUCUAUAAUGCUCUUGCAAAGGAACAAACAAGAAAAGGAGCUAAGAUUCAUGGACUUACAUUGGAGGAAACUGAAAUGUUGAAUGUCGCCAUGAAUGACAUGAAGACGACCAAAUAAAAACAAAGAACUUCACAUAAACUAAGCGAAUACGAUAGACCCUAUUUAAAAAUUACAUUCGAAAAUUAAGCAAUUCAUUAAAUAUAAACUCAUAUUUUUGUUGCUAACUACAAUUAAGAAUCUGUGUAUAAGAUUGGAAGAUCCCAAGAAUGUGAUGUUUUAGUUAAUAUCAACACUGUCUCAAGAAGACAAGCAUAAAUUAUUUAUAAAAAUAAUGAAUGGCUCAUUCAUGAUGGAGAAGGAUUGAGAGAGUCAGCCAACGGAACUUGGCAAUCACUUCAAAACUUUAUUCAUAAAAAUCAUGAAAAAAAAUGUUAAUAAAGCAGACUUUAACUCAUCGAAGAUUAAAUGGAAAUCAAAAUAAGUGAGAACAUUGUCAAAUUUGAUUUUGUGAACUUUGGUACCACAAAGAGACGCAAACUUAAUAAAGUUUUAAUUCAAGAUCUACUUAAUCUAUAGUGAUUAAAUAUAUUGUAAUAAAGAAUAAAUUAUAUUUCAUUUUU